CCUUGUGUCUUGUUGCUGACUUGACGAUGAUGCUGCGGUCUGCUGCUAGUCCCAUACCGGCCAGGAAGGCACCCAAUCCAUCCAUCUGCUGUGUGUCUGUAUGAGAGAGUGUGUGUGUGUGUGUGUGUGAGGGUGUCUCGUUGGGAAGUGCCAUCCUCGGGAUUGUGUUGCAGUGUGAGCCGGGUGGAGCAGGAGCAGCAGCAGGAGCAGCAGGAGCAGGAAGGAAGGAGAUCCACAAAGACAGGAGAGCCAUAGCCAUGUCUUCCAGCUCAGCGAUGGUGCGGAUCCUGAUCAAGGGCGGCAAGGUGGUGAACGACGACUGCACCCAGGAGGCGGACGUCUACAUCGAGAACGGGAUCAUCCAGCAGGUGGGGAAGGAGAUGAUGAUCCCCGGCGGGGCCAAAGUGAUCGAUGCGUCGGGGAAACUGGUCCUUCCCGGAGGCAUCGACACCAGCGUCCACCUGGAUGAGAGCUUCAUGAACGCCACCACGGCCGACGACUACUACAGCGGCACCAAGGCGGCUCUCGCUGGCGGCACGACGAUGGUGAUCGGACACGUUCUGCCAGAGAAGAACGAGUCUCUGCUGGAGGCGUACGAGACGUGCCGCAGCCUGGCCGACUCCAAAGUCUGCUGUGACUACGCUCUGCACGUGGGAGUGACUUGGUGGGGACCCAAGGUACAAGCCGAAAUGGAGAAGCUGGUGAGAGAGAAAGGAGUGAAUUCCUUCCAGAUGUUCAUGGCCUACAAGGACACGUUCAUGCUGAGAGACGGCGAGCUGUUCCAGGCCCUGCAACACUGUAAAGACAUUGGAGCGAUCGCGAGAGUCCAUGCUGAGAACGGGGAGCUGGUGGCAGAGGGUGCAAAAGAAGUACUGGACUUGGGUAUCAGCGGACCAGAGGGGAUUGAAAUCAGCAGGCCUGAAGAGCUGGAAGCAGAGGCAACUCACAGGGCGAUUACCAUAGCCAACAGGGCCCACUGUCCCAUCUAUCUGGUGAACGUGUCCAGCAUGUCUGCGGGAGACGUCGUGGCUACAGCAAAGAUGCAAGGUAAAGUCGUCCACGGGGAGACAACCACAGCCCACACUGUUCUGAACGGUAUGCAGUACUAUCAUCAGGACUGGGCAUAUGCUGCUGCCCAUGUCACGGUGCCUCCCCUCCGUCUGGACCCCAAUACUCCCAAUGUCCUAAUGAGUCUCCUGGGAAAUGACACGCUGAACGUCGUGGGGUCCGAUCAUCGUCCGUUCACCGUCAAACAGAAAGCCAUGGGUAAGGACGAUUUCACAAAGAUCCCCCACGGUCUCCCUGGCAUUCAGGACCGCAUGAGCGUCAUCUGGGAGAAAGGAGUGAUUGGGGGUAAAAUGGACGAGAAUCGCUUUGUCGCAGUCACAAGUUCAAAUGCGGCCAAGAUCUACAACCUCUACCCCAGGAAAGGCCGGAUCAUCGCAGGAGCAGAUGCUGAUAUCGUGGUCUGGGACCCCGAGGGAUCAAAGACCAUUUCUGUGGACAAUCAGGUCCAGGGAGGGGAUUUCAACCUGUACGAAGGCCUCCGUUGUCACGGCGUACCCCUGGUCACCAUCAGCCGUGGGCGGCUGGUCUAUGAAAACGACAUGUUUACGUGUGCCGAAGGCUCUGGGAAGUUUUGCCCUCUGAGAACCUUCCCAGAUUAUCUUUACAAGAAGAUGGUUCAGAGGGAAAAGUGCCAGGCAGUGAAAGCCGUGGAGCGGGAGCCUUACACGGGUGACGUCGCUACGCUGGCCAACUCAGGAAAGAGGGAUUUUGGGGCGUCAGAUGUGGACACUCCAACACGUCCAUGCACCAGGCACGGAGGUGUGAGGGACCUCCAUGAGUCCGGCUUCAGCCUGUCUGGCUCGCAGCUCGACGACAACCUUCCAAAGAGAUCCUCGGCCAGGAUCCUCGCUCCUCCUGGAGGGAGGUCCAGUGGGAUCUGGUAACUAAGCAGGAGGCCGUCACGUGGAGCAGAACAAUGAUACCUGAGGGAAACUUAUGGCCAAGCAAGACACCUUGUAUUUUUUUUUUUAAUUAUUAUUAUUAUUAUUAUUAUUAUUCUGGAAGCUUAGAAUAUUAGUGGGGGUAACUGAGAGCUGUUUUCAUUUUGAACUCAGCAGAGUUCUUUCGGGCUGUAAAACAUUAAACUGCACGACAUUGCCAUGAUGAUAACGUAACGUGGAGGCAACCAAGGUAAACUGAAACUAAUAAAAGUUAGGAAUAUGACUGUGUUACCUCACUGUAAAAUACGAUUUUGCACUUGUAUCAUGUACUAUUUAGAUGCCUUUUUUUUUUUUACAUGAUUUAAUGUCACAAAUGUGUUUUUAACUGCGAUUCAUGGAUGAAUGAAAUGUUAUAAAUGACAACGGCGUCGGCAUGACAUUAAAAUGUAACGACCAAUUAAUGAAAAGCACCAUAAUACUAUAAAAGUGUGUUUAUUUAUGAAUUUUUUUUAUACUUCAUAUUUGAGCUAUUUCCCUUUCAUGUCACUGCCCCCACCCCCUCAACAAAUGAACCCGUUGAACAUUAGUUCACCGCCGUCAGGUCAUGUUUACAGAUUUAUAGAAUAGACUUCUGUUCCACCCCAAUGAAUGUGAAUGCUGUGUGUGCUGUGCACGGUGGCGACGGUGGCUCGUUAAGAGGACGACGACGACUGUAGUCAACACUCAUGUCGCGGAAUUCUUUGUGAUCGCGUACGUUUUCCACAAAGAGCAAAAAAACAAAAAAAAGUCUCACCUAAACUGCCUUUUUCACCGACACCCUCAAACUCACGCGCUGAAACUGCAGCGUUUAAAACUUAACGUUCCUCUGCCCGACACUUCCAAUGUAGCAUCACCACUGUGACGCAUAGAGAAGGUGAAGUGAUCGCCUUUAAUUAACCCAUGCUCUUUCUUCAGGGGGGUCCAUGCAUCCAAGUUCUCAACUACUGUAUUGUUUUUCCCGAAUAUAACCUGUCUUAUGAAUAACUGUCUUAGUUGUAUAUUUUUUGUGUUAGCAGGAAAGCACACAGGAUUUAGCUCAUGUUAAGACCUGCGACAGUAAAGGUACCACUUUAUUCUUUUUUUACGGGACAAAUUUCAUUUUUACAAGCUCCACUGAAGGUUGUUGUGUCUUCCUCCUCCCACAUGUACACUGGUGCUGAACAAUGUGUUGUCACAUUGAUUUACUUUUAUCUCCUUUCUUUCUUCCCUGCAGCUCUUUAUCACAUGAUUUGAGUGCAAAUAAAACCACAAGGAAAUCA
This is a messenger RNA of Solea solea (common sole), 3247 nucleotides long. It is a transcript of the gene dpysl5a, whose product is annotated as dihydropyrimidinase like 5a. The record is from RefSeq and is a predicted model, not a curated record. The transcript has 13 exons. NCBI's taxonomy places the organism in Eukaryota, Metazoa, Chordata, Actinopteri, Pleuronectiformes, Soleidae. Bases 258 to 1952 code for a protein of 564 amino acids. Gene Ontology annotation, cellular component: cytoplasm; cytosol. Gene Ontology annotation, molecular function: hydrolase activity, acting on carbon-nitrogen (but not peptide) bonds, in cyclic amides.